Molecule: messenger RNA, 988 nt
Organism: Lutra lutra (Eurasian river otter)
Lineage: Eukaryota; Metazoa; Chordata; Mammalia; Carnivora; Mustelidae
Exons: 3
Coding region: 1-759 (252 amino acids)
Source: RefSeq, a predicted model, not a curated record
AUGGAAAAAGAAACUGAGCGCUGCCCGAGGCUGGCCCCCGAGGCUCAGGCAGUGACAGCUCCGAUUUCCGGGGAAGGAGGGCCGCGGGAGCGGAAAGCUCCCGGGGCAACGCCCCCUUCCCGGGCCGCCUUCACCUGCCGAGGCCGCCGCAGCUCGGACUCCCGCGACUCGGACUCGGCUGGGACUCGCGCGGCGGCCGGCCCUCUGCCCUGGCCCCGCCGCAGGAGCUGCACACCCCGGGCCCGCUCUCACCGGCACCCUGUACCUGGGCCCGCCGCGACCGGGACGCCAACCGGCGCACCGCACCGGAGACAAGCAGGAUACCUAGCCUGGGGACAUUUUUCACCACCGCCGCCAGGCCGCCGGGCGCAAUGCGCCUGCGCACGAGACUUGGAAACGGGUGCCUCGGCUGAACCGCCGCGCUUUUCCUUACGAACUCUAUUUCCCAGAGGUCAUCGCGGGACGACGGCCUAUGGUGCCCGAGAUGGGCCAACAGCCCUAAGGCUGGAGAAAGCCGUCUUGCUGGGAGCCUCCAGAAGGCUGCCGCCGCGUCUUUUCCGCCUCUCUCACCGCCUGUCCUGUCGAGCGCGCUUUUCGGGAAAAGAUUAUUAUUUUACUCUGAUGCUUUUGCAAAAGUGUUUCAUCUUCAGAGAGAUUCAUAGAAUGGACUUUGCUGGUAAUUUUAAGAUCAUAAAACUGAACCAGGUAAGAAUCACCAGAACUAAUGGUCAAACUGACCUGCUCAAACUGACUUGCUAAAUCCUGGACUAGAAAGCCAAUUAAAUCAGGAACUCAAUGCAAAGAAAAUGGAGCUCAGGACAGAAAGGGGAUCUACCUGUGGCCCUUGGAAAUCACAAGAAAGACUGCAAACUCAAAAGGUUUAUGGGAUACCGCACCCGUUUCUGGUUAUCUCUGAAGCCAUCGGAAGCCUCCUUCAGUCCAACCACUGCCACCACAUCUGUUAAACAAUAAAAAUGCAACCAAGUAA